AUGCCGCCUUGCCGCGCCUUGCCGCGCUCUUCCACCGGCUACCACGGCGUGCAGCUCCGCCCCUCCGGCCGGUGGGACGCCGAGAUCACGCGCGGCGGCAAGAGGUUUUGGCUCGGGACUUUCGAGUCGGCAGAACUCGCCGCCCACGCGUACGAUGUCAUGGUGUGGCGCUACAACGACACCGCCGGGCUGCGGAACUUCUUCGACGUCGACAACCUCGCGGCGGCGGAGUUCGUGGCGCCGACGUUCAACAUAGUUACCCGUGCCAAGGAGCGCGCCAUUCUCCAGGAGUACAUGCGGAUGUCCAUCCGCAACCGCGAUGAGGCGGACAUGGCUACCUUCUGUGCGGCGCAUCCACAUCACGUCGCAGAGGAGCUCGAGUUCUACGCGGAACUGGCGGUGCAGCGAGCUGCGGCGGCCGCCGCUCGUCCGUCUUCAUCCUCCGCGCCGCCUCCCACUAUCGUAGUCGACGAUAGCUCUGACGACGACGAUUUCGAUUGGAUCGACAAGAUGGUCGCGGAGCUGGAGGCGGAGGAAGCCACCAAGAAGGCUGCGGAGGACCCCGAUUGGUGUGACAAGAUGGUCGCGGAGCUGGAGGCGAAGGAUGCCGCGGAGGAAGCCGCCAAGAAGGCCACGGAGGAUGGCGAUAGCUCCGAUUUCGAUGAGGACUUCUAG
Messenger RNA from Lolium perenne, 675 nucleotides. NCBI's taxonomy places the organism in Eukaryota, Viridiplantae, Streptophyta, Magnoliopsida, Poales, Poaceae. The record is from RefSeq and is a predicted model, not a curated record.